AUCAUAGGUGCGCGUGGAUCCCAAGACUUACGGUCUCCGUCCACGAUUAUGGCUCCUGUAGUCAAACAAUGUAAUGCACAGUAAUUAGUGUUCGGUGUCAAAAAAGUGUAAUAUAAUAAACGUACAUAGUGACUUUAUCACUUAGAUGUUGUCUGUAUCUUUUAUUAUCUCACAACUAAUAAAUACAUACUUCUUACUGACUGAGUUAAAGGUCCAUACUGUAAGUUACAUGCCGAGUUUUUCCAUCGAUUUAUUGUCCAGGUGCGAAGGGCGUGGCCUCAGUCGAGCCUCAGUGAUUUUCUCAACAACUCGUGAGAAAUGAGUGAACAGUGUCCUUGCACUUUACAGCUUAGCAUGGUUGUCGAGAAAGACCUGGAUCAUCAUACAGACUCUCGAAACAAAAUUAAACAAACAGCUUAUACGAAUGUGUUUGAGGUUCUUGCCGAAGUUGAUGAUCUUCAAGUGACAAGCAAUGUUAACCUAUGCUGUGAUUUCACGCUGAUCGAUGCAGUUUGUACAGCUUCGGUUCCGUGACCCUUCUUGCGUGAUGUUUAGGUGGAGACGCGAAGAUCACACAAAAAUCUGUACGAUUUGCAUUCCUUGAUCUGCAAGAUUUGCAUUUUUGAAACUGCAAAUCACUGUUGCAUAAGAAUGCUCUCUCUUUCACUAUCGGAGUUCGUCAACAAGUAAGAUGGUCGCCCAUUCUGAGAUUCUUUUAUCCAAGUGUGCUCAGUUUCGAGACGAAAGUCAAUUCAUCGACAUUCGUUUAAAAGUGCGUGAAGACAUCUUUCCUGCUCAUCGCAUUGUACUCGCUGCGAAUAGUGAUUAUUUCCACGCCAUGUUUACUACUGGAAUGAAGGAGUCGAAUCAGGAAGUGAUUGAACUGAAAGAUGAAAGCAUUUCACCUGAUGCUUUAAAGAUUGUAAUGGACUCCAUCUACACUGGAGAUCUUCAUGUCAACAAGGAAAACGUGCUUGAAGUUCUUGCCGCAGCUGAUCAUCUUCAAGUUACAAGCGUUGUUCAACAAUGUUGUGAUUUCUUGAAAAGAGAAUUUAUUCANUUAUUUGUAUUAUUGAAAUUUCUGUUUCCUUUUCUGUCAUUUCAGGUUCUUCUAGCAGUUCUACCCCAGGCUCAAAUGCAGUAUUUUGAUGUUGAGGUAAAAACUUGGAAACCUUUGGCAUCCACAACACCAACAAUUGAGGCAGCUCAAUGUCAUUGUGCAGCGUCUGCUGGCGAUAACUUGUAUGUUGCCGGAUUUGAAGCUCGUGUUGGUUGUCGUAUUUAUCGUUAUGAUACAGAAGGUAAUGUGUGGGAGAAGCAGCCACACUCAUGCGGUUUAAUCGACAUUUUGUGGAUUGUAGACGAUUUCAUGUAUGCAGUUAGUUCUGACCGCAAUCAGGUUCCUCAAAGGUAUAGCUUUUCUAAAUGUCAGUGGCAAAAUUUUGCUAAAUUAAGUAUUACGAGUGCUUAUUCUUCCUGGUUUUACAGUAGUGGAGCAACAGUGCUUCACUCGAAGCUUUUUGUCCUUUAUGGGGUUAAAUGCGCUUCAGGUGGCAAAUGGCUCAUGCAGAAUGCAGAGUUACACUGCUUUGAUCCAGUAAAGAACGAAUGGAAAGUAAAAGCAACAACCUGCACACCUCACUUUAGAUCCAGUCUUUUUGUAGUAAAUACUAGACUCUGUGUUGCGGGGGGGUAUGACUGUAUUGCACCUGAUGGUACCCUACAGGGUAACCCCGCACUUGUAGAAGUUUAUGAUGAGGAAAACAACACUUGGUCUGUUGUGGAACAAAAACACAUUCCUCCAAACAAGCUUAGUGCAGUGGAAAUAGAAGGGAAGGUUUAUUUUAUAAUAAACAUAUUUCCAGUUGACAGUGGCAUAAGAAUUCCACCAGGAGAGCUGUAUCCUGUUCAUUUGGGUGAGUGGGAAAAAUUAGGAGAAGUUUCCAAUACUGCUGUUCUGUGUUAUAUGCCAGUAAAAAGGAAGGGUUUGAAAGCAGAGUGAGAAUAAUUUUUUUUUUCUCACUUAAAAUAUCACCUUUACACAUCAAAAUAUGCUAGAAUUUUCUUGUAAUUAAGUUGCACAUGGUUCAAUACGUGAAAUACUACAUGAAGGAAAACGAUUGCGAGAAGAGCAGGAGGGGCUGAGGCGAGCAAAAACAUGAAGGUCAGGUAGGAGAUGAUAGGAAAGGAAGACUAGUUCCAUCCCUUGUCUCGAGCUUCAAUCCAAGCUUAUGAAUCUCGUUUCUUGCUUAGCACUCGUUUUCUUGAUUUAAACCUUUAGUAGUCCUGGAUUAAAUUUGUACAAAUUUUAUUUUACUGUGUGUCGUAGAACCAAAACCAAAGUUAUUACUCCGUUUAGUCACAAAAGGUACAGAGAAUAGAAUCAACCAAUCAAAACUCAAAGUAAAAACAUGUAGCUGACGCGAAGCGCGGGAAAACGCGUGCGAGCCAGUCACAAUUGGUUUUGGUUUUACUUCUGAUUGGAUAAGAAAGUGGCGCGAGUUUUUUAUUAAGCCAAUAGUGCAUUAAACGUAAUAAACCAAUUACUUUUGGACACUCAAGUGAAAAUCACUUUUGCAUUAAACUCGCAACUGGGCAGACUUUCAAAUGUUCCGCUAGUCUGCUUAAAUUAGUUUUAAAAGUAACUUUAGAACUGUGUAAUGAGGCCUGUGAGAAAUACAGAAAAUAAGAUAAAUUCGUUACUUUUUAUCAAGAUUGAAAAGCUUUCUUCUAGAGACAUUGCAGGCUGUUAUCAGUAAUAAGCUCUGUAGCUUUAGCACUAUACAUGUGUAUGUAAGAUCUUUUUCCAGUAUUGAAUAACAGAACUUUACUCAAAUUCUUGUUUUAAGUUUUUAUCACGUUAACAGUUUAUACUAGUAACCCUAGAAAUAAUUUGUAGUUAUUAUAAUCUAAAGGACAUAGUCUGUUUUAAACUCCUUGUGAAAACUAUAGAUUAAAUUUAGUUUAAUAAAUUUCCUUUCGAACCUUUGACAAAGUGUUGCGUGUAUCAUUUAAUUUUGCCUCCCCUACACUUCGAUGAAAUCUUCUGACUUGCUUGUUUUC
Orbicella faveolata is the source of this 3063-nucleotide messenger RNA. RefSeq names its product influenza virus NS1A-binding protein homolog B-like. Lineage: Eukaryota; Metazoa; Cnidaria; Anthozoa; Scleractinia; Merulinidae. The record is from RefSeq and is a predicted model, not a curated record.